AUGUCUUCAGAAAAGUUUGAAGACCUCGAAGAUGAACUAAAAACUCUACAAGAAGAUAUAAGUGGGAAAAUAACCAACAAAAUCCCAAGAUUAACUGGAGGUAAGAGCGAGCAGCCACUUGUUUUAAGUUUAUAUUCAAGUAUUUAUCACAUAAAUGCUUUUUUUUGUAUGUACCAGAGUUAAGGAAAAGUACAAUACGGGAAGUGGAAAAAAAGAUUGAAGAUGCAAAACUAAUUGUAAGUGUUGCCCCUAAAAUAACUUAAGUUUGAACAGCCCAAAAAAUGCGAACAGAAACCACCGUAUUUUAUUAGAGGUUAAAGAUUGUUUAAGCUAAAUUCAGCUCUUCUGUUAUUUCCAGUUAGUUGUUACUAUUGUUGAUACCUUUUUUAAAUCAUUUUCCUAUUUAAAUUUAUCAUUUCUUUUGUGUUUACACUCCGACUUUGGAUAAAGUUUAUAUCUGUCGUGUCACGUGAGCUCAGUAAAAGGUGAUAUCAUAGUAAAAUGAUGGAGGAGGGAUGAUGUGGGUAUAGAUUUUACCUUGUCAUUUAUAUUUUAGUGGAAGGGGCUGAUAAAGCAAGUUCAGUUUUUCCAACCCUGUCUUAUUUUAUGAAAUAAAAAAGUGAUAUCCUCACUUUUUGAGGGGGACGUGGGGGUUUACUUAAUUGCGGUAUUGGGCUUUUUUUCAAAGGGUAUUUCAGUAAUUUUGAUUUUAAUGGGCGGUAUUGUGGUAUCAUGUAGCCCUAGGGUAUGCGGUUUUUUAUCCUUCUGGCUGACGGUAUUUGGUGAAAGAAGAUCCUUCUCAGUAUUGUGGUACCGUUCAUUUGCAUCCUCCUGUCUAAUGCGAGUGAAUAUUUGGAAAACUUUACUUCAGACUUAACUGUAAAUGAUUACAUAAUUUGUGACAGUUAAUAUACAGAGGAAUUGUCAUUGGAUCUAAUGAUCAGUCUUUUCGAUCAUUGCACCGAUAAAUUGGAGGUCUUCUCACGUUUUCUAGCAAUGGCUGAGGUUGAUUUCUUGUGCAUACAUGCUUGAGUUAAACAAACACGCGGAUUGGAUACAACUUUAAGUAAGCGUGACCAAUCAUAAAUGCGGUAUCGGUAUUUCGUCUAUUCUCAACACAGUAUUUUGGUAUUUGCCAAUUUUUCCUCCGAUAUUGGGUACCCCCCAAUGUCCCCCUCCUUUUACACUGCAUUCAGCACUGAUUGCAGCAAAGUAAGCCUGUUUAGAAAUUGCAGGCUCUGUAUUGGAAAUAAAUAAAAAUUAUUAAUAACAAUUAAGUCUUUAUUCUUCUUCAAAUAUCUUUGAAUAUCUUUUGAUUUUGUUAGAUUGAGGAGAUGGAAGAAGAAGCCAGCUUUGCUCCUGGUGCUUACAGGAAUUCCUUGAUGUCCAAAGUACGAAACCACAGAAGAAAUCUUGAUCAACUCAGAAGGGAUCUGGUAAGAUUAAAUUGUUUAAAAAUUGAUUAAAUUGUUUAAAAAAAAAAAAAAAAAAAAAAGAUUAAAUUGUUUAAAUAGUAAUAUUGUUUCUGUUGUUGAUAUGAAGAACAUUUUGCAGAUUUUGUAUCAUUUUUGUUUUUUCAAUUAAGGCAAAACCAAGUGGGCAAGUAAAUGUGUCAUUUGGAAGAGAAGAACUUUUUGAUUCAGAUCCUAUGGUAAGCUAAUAUUAUUAACCCCUGCACAGUUAACAUGAAAUUUUCAAAUAUCAGAUUGUGUUCCAAAAAGAAGUUUAAGAAUGAAAUUCCCAUGCUAAAUUUUAUAGAGCUCAAGUGCUAAACUGAUACAAACAUUGCACUAGUUGUUAUGUGGCUAAAUGUAAUUAAAGCAUAGUUAACCCAUUCACUCCUGGAGAUUUUGCCGAAAAACGCGUUUUGAAGUUAGUCGAGUGGUUUUCUGGUCACUGUCAUGCUAUAAAGAGCUAAAACUUACCACAAACCGCUUUACAGAUCGUACCCUUGAUGGCCUUCUGAUCCAGAUGCAAAAUAUCAGCUUGCGAACUUCGGGCAUGCGCAGAAAGCAAAAUUUCGACAUAGUUUUUGGGUUUAAAAGUGACACAGCAGUCUUGACUUUUACUUUUCACCUUCUCUCCUCCCCUCUUUUUUCGCUUUUCUUGCCUCAUUUUUUUUUCUCUUGCUGGGCAUUUAGUAGGCUUCAUUUUGGUGGGAAUAGUUUUUCGGAAAGCUUUUAGGAUCUUAGGAUUAGGUGAAAGGAAAGGUAGGUGGGCAAUGGAACAAGAUUUUCAUGGAGAUUUUCAGGUCAAUGUUACAUGGUUUUUUGCCUCUUUCUCCGGUUUCCUUGACUGAAUUGUGCUCAUUCUGGUAUGGUUUGAAAGAUCUCUUCACUCUGCACAAGUUAGCGGGCAAAGUUGUCCUUGACCGUUAAAACUGAUGACGUCACAAAGGGUAGAAAGGACGUGGAUCCGCACGGGCGGUUACGGGCGGUUCAGGGGCGAAUGGGUUAAACAUGAGACAGUGCUGGAUAGCAGUCUCCAUCUUUUAUUACCUAUGUAGGGCAGUCUUUGGGAAUUUGCAGGGCUCUAGUCAUUUUACAGCACUUUCAUUGAGGUCAAUCAUUUCACUCAUAUUGCCCUCAGUUGUCAGUCACUUCAGUUGGUUUUGCUUCCUCCCCUUCCCUCUGCAGCUGGAUGUCCCUUGGUAAGUCUCUACAAAAAUCUCCACUGAGAUUUUCAGUGUAACAGUGCAUGGUGGUUGCCACUCACAGGGUUAUCAAACGAUGUGAAGUCACAUGGUUGAAAAAUACAUAUAUUAAAUUGAGCAUUAACAAGUCACACCCAUAAGUUGGACAAUAUUGCCAUUAGAAUAUAUGACUUGAAAAAUCUCAGCAAAAAUUAUUUUAAAUGUUAUUGUUAUUCUAAACUAACUAAUAAUUCAUUUCAGAAACGCUUUUAAAUUUGUACAAGAAACUAAUUUACUUCUAUGGCAUUAUUUCAUUAGGCUCCGCAGAGAAACAAAGUGAUGCGUGGAACUGAGACUUUAAACAGAGCCUCAGAAAGUAUUGCAAGAUCUACCAGAGUUGCUGUAGAGACUGGUAAGUUUAUUAACACAUAGAUUCAGGGCUGUAGUCUAGCUGGGCACCCGUGAUUUCACACGCUCAGAGCACUGGGCUUCCUUCAAUUUUCCUUAGUGCACAGCGUUGAGAUCAAAUACUCUUGACUGUUUACAAGCAGUCAUUACAGCUGCUAAAGGAGGAUCAAGAAGAUAUCCAUGAGCCUACCUCUCCCAACUGUGGUACCCUGGACCAAUACCAGACCGUAGCAUUGUGGCAUUGCCCUACUUUUUUGGGAAAUGCGGCACCAUAUAUAAUUAGCCCAAGAGGCUCCAAGGGCACCAAGAAGGAAAAAAAAACAUAUGACAAAACAUAUGUAAGCAUCCAUACACAUAGAUACAUGUCCCUAUAAUACACAGCUGUAAGCCAAAAUUUAAUUGGUUAUUGUAUCUUUAGAAAACACACGUCAUUACCUAAUACUCAGACCUGUGAAAACAUUGAGUUAACUGUAUCUAAAAAUUGUGACCUGCUUUUCUCCCUCAGCUUAGCUUCUCUAUGGGUCCUGUGGACCCCAGUGUACAAAGUCCUGGUAAGAACACUGGGCAUCAAACUGUAGGCCCUUUCUCACAACCCUUGCACGUAUUAUAAAUUCUGUGGGACCUUAAAGAACCAACGCACUUUUCAUCAACAGUACAUGUAUGAGAUGCAGUAUCUGAUGUGCUGGUGCAGGGCCUGAAAUAACAGACAGUCAACAGCCAAUGUCUGGACUGAUUGGGGAGUUGACCGGUCAACCUUUCAUAUUGCCGGUCAUGUUGACGGGUCAAUAAUUGACCUAUGACCUUCAAUAUGAUCUAAUUAUUAGAUCAUAUUGAAAAUAAAAUAAAUUAAAAUUUCCACGCUGUUCAGUUAUUUCAGUUGUUAUCAGUAUAAUAUAGCAAGUCAGUGUAUUGCGGAACUUUAAACUGAAAUUCUGGGUGAAAUGCAACUAGAAGGGUGUUUAGAAUUUGCACAUUGAAACAGACAUCAGGGUUCAUGCACCUGCAGAAAACUGAAAUAAUUAUAAUUGGAGGUGCCAGGCAAAUUGCAUUUGUAUGAUAAUGAUAUUUAAUGUGUUACAGGUUAGUGUUACAGUCAGUGUUUCUAUGAAAUAAAUACACAUAAUAAGCGUAGUUUCAUUUCUCCACUGUAAUAUAUUUUUAUUGUUGAGAAUGAGUGCUUUAAAGUGCGAUUUUAGCUCUAAGCAACGACUUUUUUGAAAAUAUGUAACGCUAGUUUUGAUUCAUGAGACCCUGUUUUAAGAGUUAUUUAUCUUAUAAAUUUGCCUGGCCAGAAACAAUGUGUGACCAAGCUAAAACGAUUUUGGCCAGUUAUCGUGUCCAGAGACUCCCCAAAAAAAAUAUUUCAAGCCCUGUGGUGUAUCUCUGAUUCACUCUCACAUUUAGGGGGCAUCACCAUUGCUUUUAAUAAUAAUGUAAACUGAACCAUAAGCAGUCUGGCAAAAGUCCCCCAACCAGUGUUUGUAAAGUAUCCCUGAAAAGCCCUGAAGGGAGUGAAUAAUAAGAUAUUUACUGAAUUGACAAUUAUUUUUACAAUUUUCAAAGGCUUUCCGUUAUUUUACAUUGUUUUUGCUGAUCUACAUUGACGUAUUUUUUAUAGAACAAAUUGGUGGUGAAAUAAUUGAAGAGUUAGGUGAUCAACGAGAGGCACUAGAGAGAACAAGAGAUAGGGUGAAGACAAUCUCAAAUUUACAUUCAUGGCUUUUACAACUAUAAAAUUAUCACAUACCUUAUUGCUUAAUGUACAUAUUAUUGUUUAUUUUUUCUGUAGCUCAAAGAUGUUGAUCAAGGCCUGGGUAAAAGCAAGAGAAUUUUAAAUAGUAUGGCUAUCAGGUAACAUAAAACAAAAAACCUUCUCAAUUGAUAUUAUUUCUGCUAGUAUCUAUUAAAGAGUGCUACUCUAAAAGAGAGUAAGAGUGCUCACCAAAACUCAGAACUGGCCAGUGGAACUGGUCAUUUCAAAAAUAAGGUCUUUUCUCAUUUUCAUGAAAAACCUGUCUCUGCAGUACAUAUUGUCAAGGAACAGGCUUUUUCGGUGGGGCCGUCUUAAAAUAUAAUGGCUUAGUUGUUGUCAUUGUUGCUAAGAUCACCCCUUUAAGGAAAUUUGAAGGAGCUCAUUAGAACAAAAGCUAGGAAGCUAGAAGCCCACUAGAAAGAACAUAUGCAGUAUUAUUUCAAAGGGUUUGAAUGACUGAUGGAAGGGAAAAGUUAUCUUAGUGUCGAGAGGGUCAUGAUUCCUCAGAAAAUUCUACUUGAAGUUUUAUUCCUCUUAAAUGUCAUUUCCGCCAUUCUGGCCCUGUAGAGUGUCAAGUCGCUUGCACGUGGCACUAGUUUAUUUGCUUCAUUCCAAACAAAAGAGACUUAUACUCACAGUCUGCCUAUUAAUAUUUUUAUGAUAUUGCAAUAUUUUUAUUAGAGAUUUCUCAGCUUAGACAGUUCUACUGAAAUCCCUUGAACAUCUCUAGAUCUACCACAGGCCAAGUGUGUGAAAGGCCAGAAAAAUAUAUUGUCAACUCUCAGUCUUAGAUGGACACUGUGGGGAUCAGCAAUAGGGCUCUGUUAACCCUUCAAGUCACAAGAAUGACUAAUGUCAAUUUUUCUUCUUACAUUUUCAAUACAUCAGAAUUUAUUAAAUGAUCAAUCCCACAACUAACAAUUGUUAUUCUCUAAGAAGAUGUAUGGAAAAAUCAGUCUGGAGAAUUUGUAUGACUCUGUGAUAUAAGGGCUUAAAGAAACGGUUAUCAGUGUAUUGUUGGUUGCCCCAUAGUGAUGUCAAGGAAGAUAACUGAAUUACGAAAAUAAUGGCAGGGAACAACACUAGAUACAUGUAUCCAUAUUUCAGGGAGAUGUUAUCCUGGCAGGAAUAGCUCAGUUGGUAGAGUAGGAGGUUGCGGGUUUGAUUCCUGGGACGGAACCAGUACUCAGGGUCUUACAUUUGUAAAAUAACUGGGAAAUUGGGAAAUGAAAGAACUGCCUUUGCCCUGCAAAUGGAUAGACCUUCCAGCUUCGUGUGCCUCUGGAAUUACUUCCGUGCUAUUACAUUGGCACUCAAAUACAGGACUUUUUUUGUUUGCCUUUCAAAGCAUUUUGUUGGGUGUCCCAGGCCACUGGACUCCCGUUAGGCAAAAUCCUUUCAACAAGUCGUACUUUUAAUUUAUUUUGUUGGUUGUAUAUGAUGUGGUUCUACCUGUAUUUUAUCCUUAGUUUAAAUUUUAUUUUCUUUUGUUUUUGGAUAUUAUAAUAAUAAUAAUAAAUUUCUUUAUUUCGCCCAUUAAAAUACAUAACAAACGUUACAAAGAGUAAAAGUAUACAAACCAUGAAAAUCGCACAGAUCAUUUACAAUUAUUAUAUAAAACCUGAUAAAACAUUGGAUAUCUAUAUUGUUAAAUUGCCAAGUUGUAUUGAAACCUUAUUCUAUUAAAAUAGCAAUUCUUAAAACGUUCUGUAUUAAUCUGUGGUAAUUGACUUGUUUGUGAUGUUAACUUCUUAGAUGACUCUUUGACUUUCGGCAAAAGGGCAUAUUUAUAAUGGAUGGUUAACAUUGUUCUUAAUUUUGGUGAACAACCUGCGGUCACACUUCUCUAAAAGGUCAUAGAUAUUAAUUAACUCAGAAGAGUAACGUCGCUUAUUGCUUAUGGUCAUGUAAGAUAAUGAUUUUGAAACAAAAUAAAACAAAAUAUAUAUUUAUGCCAAGGAUAAAAUUGAACCACAACAUAAACACGUAAGCCUGUAUCUUUGACCAAACAGCUGGAUAUUGGCCUAGUUUUUAUGGGCCAAGACUUAGUCAAGGUCCUUUGAAAUGCAAAAGAAUAACAAGCUUGGUUGAAAUGAAAGAUUUAUUGUAUGGCCAGAACAAAGAUUAAUCUUUUCUUGUGGAAGUAAGCAGGAAAUUGUUCAAUCAUUAUAUGUUUACAUGUAUGUGACUGAUCCUAAACUAUUUUGGUUUUCUUUUUAUUUCAGGAUUGCAACAAACAAGUUGAUAUUGCUUUGCAUUAUCUUGGUAGAGUUGGCCAUCUUGGCUGCUGUAGUAUAUUUAAGGUUUUUUAAGAAAUCAAAGUCGAAAAAAAAGAGUUAG
Porites evermanni is the source of this 7133-nucleotide messenger RNA. The record is from the annotation of a GenBank genome assembly. Lineage: Eukaryota; Metazoa; Cnidaria; Anthozoa; Scleractinia; Poritidae.